AUUUUGCUUCUUCCUUCUUCUUCUUCUUCUUCUUCCUUCUAACAUUCCCAUUCCUCCGUAUGGGUCUCAUCACUUCCUAACUCUUCUCUCUCUCUCUUAUAUCUUCUUGUUUAGCUUAUAUGAUGAAGAAGCAAUCUCAAUUCAGAUCCAAUCAUACCCUUCUCUUCUUUCUCUGAUCAUCCAUCACCAACAACAACAACAGCAACGGUUCGGCUUCUUUAAUUCCAGUUUUGGCAGAGAGAGAGAGAGAGAUGGCGAUGUUAGUUGAGCCACCAAAUGGGAUUAAACAACAAGGGAAACAUUACUACUCGAUGUGGCAAACGUUGUUCGAAAUCGAUACUAAGUAUGUUCCUAUUAAACCCAUUGGAAGAGGAGCUUAUGGUGUGGUUUGUUCUUCAAUCAACCGAGAGACUAACGAGAGAGUUGCUAUUAAGAAGAUUCACAAUGUGUUUGAGAAUCGUGUUGAUGCUUUGAGGACGUUGAGGGAACUUAAGCUUCUUAGGCAUGUGAGGCAUGAUAAUGUCAUCGCGCUUAAAGAUGUUAUGUUGCCUUCUAUUAGAUCGAGUUUCAAAGAUGUGUAUUUGGUUUAUGAGCUUAUGGAUACUGAUCUUCAUCAGAUUAUCAAAUCCUCUCAGUCUCUUUCUGAUGAUCACUGCAAAUACUUCUUGUUUCAGCUGCUUAGAGGAUUGAAGUAUCUUCACUCUGCAAACAUACUUCACCGGGAUUUGAAACCAGGGAAUCUCUUAGUCAAUGCUAAUUGCGAUCUCAAGAUUUGUGAUUUUGGGUUGGCGAGAACGAGCCAAGGCAAUGAGCAGUUCAUGACGGAGUAUGUGGUUACUCGUUGGUACCGAGCACCUGAGCUCCUUCUCUGCUGUGAUAACUAUGGAACUUCCAUUGAUGUCUGGUCAGUUGGAUGCAUAUUCGCGGAGAUUCUUGGUCGAAAACCAAUUUUCCCGGGAACAGAAUGCCUCAACCAGCUUAAGCUAAUCAUCAAUGUUGUUGGUAGCCAGCAAGAAUCAGAUAUUCGGUUCAUAGACAACCCGAAAGCCCGAAGGUUUAUAAAGUCUCUUCCUUUCUCAAGAGGAACCCAUCUAUCCAAUCUUUAUCCACAAGCCAAUCCUCUAGCUAUAGAUUUGUUACAGAGGAUGCUCGUGUUCGAUCCAACCAAGAGAAUCUCUGUAACAGAUGCACUCUUACACCCAUACAUGGCAGGGCUGUUUGAUCCUGGAUCCAACCCGCCUGCAAAUGUCCCAAUCUCGCUAGACAUAGACGAGAACAUGGAGGAACCAAUGAUCAGAGAUAUGAUGUGGAACGAGAUGCUUUAUUACCACCCUGAAGCUGAAAUCGCAGACGCCUAAUCAUCAUCAUCAUCAAUGAUCAUCAAGAGUAAGCUUUUUCCAGUUUUUUUUUUUCUUCUUUCUUUCUACAAUGCAGCUUUGAUGUUGUUAUGUUAUAUAGCGAGUCCACAAACGCGGAAACAAAUCGAUAUAUAUAAAAAAAAGGCCUGGUGCUUUGAUCUCGCCUGGUUUGAUUUAGUUGCAGUGAGUGAGUGAGUGAGUAGUAGUAUCUCUUUCCCACUUUGUAAAUGUGACUGUUUGUUACUAAGUUAAAAGGCCUUUGUUUCUUCUUACAUUAUUUUUGAGUUGAUGAUGAGUUUACUUA
Capsella rubella is the source of this 1662-nucleotide messenger RNA. Its product is annotated as mitogen-activated protein kinase 7. The coding region runs from base 252 to 1358 and encodes 368 amino acids. The record is from RefSeq and is a predicted model, not a curated record. Gene Ontology annotation, cellular component: nucleus; cytoplasm. The transcript is spliced from 3 exons. Gene Ontology annotation, molecular function: ATP binding; MAP kinase activity. Gene Ontology annotation, biological process: intracellular signal transduction; protein phosphorylation. Lineage: Eukaryota; Viridiplantae; Streptophyta; Magnoliopsida; Brassicales; Brassicaceae.